AUGAAGCAUAUUUCGAGUUUUUUACGAAAGUUCAUUUGUACUCAUAAAAAUAUGACUGAGGAAGAUUUCACAAUUUUAAAAAAAAAGUUAAGAUAUAAAUUUAGAAGUGUUGGCAUGCUAGAGCUAGAUACGUUAAUAAACAGUUACAUAAACUUGAACAUUAAUAAAAUUGAUAAAGAUAAAGCAAAAUUACUAUAUAAUUUAAUUGAUAUAGAUACAAAUAAUUUAAUAAAGUUGUUUUAUUUUUAUUCAAACAAGGAUAAUCAUAACAUGGAGAAGCUAUCCCAUUUUUUAAAAAAUAUGAAUGAAAAAGAAAUAAAAGAUACGUUUAAAUUAUUAAUUGAUAUUCUUAAUAAUAACGAAAGGCAUACUACAUCACCAUAA
Messenger RNA from Plasmodium malariae, 384 nucleotides. RefSeq names its product conserved Plasmodium protein, unknown function. The coding region runs from base 1 to 384 and encodes 127 amino acids. The transcript has 2 exons. The record is from RefSeq and is a predicted model, not a curated record. NCBI's taxonomy places the organism in Eukaryota, Apicomplexa, Aconoidasida, Haemosporida, Plasmodiidae.